Dentiscutata erythropus is the source of this 183-nucleotide messenger RNA. NCBI's taxonomy places the organism in Eukaryota, Fungi, Glomeromycota, Glomeromycetes, Diversisporales, Gigasporaceae. The record is from the annotation of a GenBank genome assembly.
ACUAUUGUAGAGAAAAAUAAUUGUAUAGUGAUGUCACCAAAAUUUAGAAGUUAUAUCGAAGAUCUUUAUUAUAAACUUUUAUACGAAGGAAAGUUUGAAGAAGUUCAAAUGGAAAUGGAAAUGAAGGGCACCAUAGACUCAAAAAAAAAAUAUAAAAUUGAUAUGUCAAAAAAGGAAAUAUAA